This is a messenger RNA of Paraglomus occultum, 1665 nucleotides long. NCBI's taxonomy places the organism in Eukaryota, Fungi, Glomeromycota, Glomeromycetes, Paraglomerales, Paraglomeraceae. The record is from the annotation of a GenBank genome assembly.
AUGGAGGCCUUCUGUUCCUCAUACCUCAGAUUAGUAACCCUGCACAUCAUCCAGGCUGCAGGGUUCGACAAGACUUCAGAAAUAAGCAUUGACGUUUUAACCGAUAUUUUUGGUCGUUAUAUAACGCUUCUUGGACACACGGUCACAGAAAACGCCAAUCAUGCUGGCCGAGCCACCCCAACCAUUUUAGAUCUAAGCCCAGCAUUUGAAUCACUCAACAUAGACAUGAGCGAUCUCAAGGAAUGGGUGACGGAAGGUGACGGCAAAACGUUGGAAAAUCUCGGACUGUCGAUUCCCAGUCCUCCCAUAAGAGGUAUACUUCAGAGCGGUUUAGUGGAAGAUCAAAACGAGGUGAUGACCAUUAAUCCAUUUCCACCUGAUGUGAAGAUAGUAGAAAAGGUAGAGGAGAUGGGUGACGAGUUGAAAGAAAACGUAAAAGAAGAUGAUGAAAGUGACGUGAAGGGUUAUGAUGAAGAGAAGGUUGAGGAAGAGAAGAAUGAAGGGGCCAUUGAAGAAAAGGCUGAUGAGAGCACCGCAAAGUCAGAAACAACGAUAGGUUCGCCUAUCGAUAAGGAAGUGAAAGUUGAAGAAAUGGUUAUAAGCGAAAAAGAAACGAAGACUGAUGAGGGGCCGCCGUUAACAGAAGUUUCAUUACAUGCUAAUUUUAAUCAAGACCAAGAUGCGGCCAACCUGAAGCGUAAAAUAAGAUCUCCAUCAUGUUUAUCCGCCUAUGCCAAAGCCUCCUCAUCUGAUAUAGUCCAAUCGACUCUCAAAGCCUUUUCCUCACUGCAAGACUCUUUUUGGGAGAACGACGAUGUACACACGUCGGGGUUAACACGGAAGAAACACCGGCUUGAUGAUGCGCCAGGCUGGCUUAUGCCGUAUAGCAACAAAUCAUACUUACCAGAGGCAUGGGAAAGGGAUGUCAAGUUGGCAGAAGUAAGAGCCAAGUUUGGCUUGGACGUACCGUUCAUAGAUGGCGUUUCGCUUGUAGAAGAUCCGAACGCUGAGCCGCCAUCACCUGAUUUCUUGUACAUUUCAGCGGGUUCACAACAACACUCUCAACAAUCUCAACCUUCUAAUCAAAAGCAAAAGCAAGAAACAAAAGCAUUACAACAGCAACGACAAGGAUUAGCACAGCUGCAACAAGCACGGCAACAGCCGAAACAACGACAACAAAAACAACCGCCAAAGCAACAAAAAGAACAAAAACGGGAGCAAGUUCAGCCUCCGUAUAAUUCUACGCAACGGCCGAAAAAACCCUCGAAAGUCAAACUGAAACCGAAACCUACGAAAUCUACGCCUGCAUCGGCCAGCACUCCUAUGAAAAUAAAACUUCGCAUACCAACGCCUCACAAACAAUCCUCGUCGCCCGCAUCAGUUCCAUCGACACCCGUAUCCGCAAUAUCAGCCUCGUUACCCCCGUCGACACUCAACACACCAUCCGUAGUCGUAUCAAUACCCACCAUGAACGACGAAGAGAUAAACUGUAUCUGCGAGAAUCCGCACAUGGACUAUGGAAAAUUCAUGAUUGCCUGUGAUAAUUGCGAAGUUUGGUAUCACGGAAGUUGUGUUGGGUUUGGGGAUGGGACCGAUGUGGUAGUUGACAGUUGGUUUUGCAUGAGGUGUCGAAAGAGAGGGGAAAGUGCAAAGACGGAGAAAUAG